Brettanomyces bruxellensis is the source of this 1764-nucleotide messenger RNA. RefSeq lists its product as uncharacterized. Bases 1 to 1764 code for a protein of 587 amino acids. Gene Ontology annotation, molecular function: oligopeptide transmembrane transporter activity. NCBI's taxonomy places the organism in Eukaryota, Fungi, Ascomycota, Pichiomycetes, Pichiales, Pichiaceae. Gene Ontology annotation, biological process: transmembrane transport. The transcript has a single exon. The record is from RefSeq and is a predicted model, not a curated record.
AUGUCUUUACCUUCUACAGGCACUUCCUCUGAGGAAGCUGACCAGAAGAAAGGGAUGAAAACACCUUAUGAGGUGAACGAAGUUCCGCUUAGUGAAAAAGGUGUGGAAAUAGAUGAGGAUUUCAGAUACAAUAUUAUUCAUGCAUGUGGUCAUAACUUUAGCGCUGACAAAGAAAAAGGUGGAUCCUUUGACCUACCUGCUGAUAUCGAAUACAUGAUCGAUAAAAUCGGCGGCUUAAAGAUAGAGGAUGCUAUUGAUAUUCUCAAGAAGGCCUACAAAGAUCACUAUCAGGAUCAGAACUUCCCAAGUGACGUUUAUUUGUUGAUCCAUGAUCUUUUGGAUAAAGAGCUUUAUCUUUCAAAGGGUCACACUGAGAAGGAAUGGACUGAAGAAAGCAAGAUUCAGGCUGGCCUAAUUUACUAUUAUUCACCAUAUCCUGAAGUUAGAACUGUCACAUCGCCAUUGGACAUUGAAGAUGUUCCUAUUGAAACCAUUAGAUCUUAUAUUCUAGGUAUCAUUUGGACCAUUAUUGGUGCAGGUGUGAACGAAUUCUUCAUGCAUCGAAAGCCAAGAAUUACUUUAACAGCACCCGUCAUUCAAGUCUUGCUUUAUCCAUGUGGUAAAUUCUGUGAACAUGUUCUUCCAGACUGGGGCUUUAAGUUCAGAGGAAAGAGAUUUUCUUUAAACCCAGGUCCUUGGACAGCAAAAGAACAAAUGUUUUCCACUCUUAUGUUUAAUGUGGCCAUUAGUUAUACCUAUGUCUCUCAUAAUAUUUACGUGCAGAAGUUGAAACGGUUCUAUAACAAUGACUGGGUUGACAUUGGAUAUGAGAUUCUUCUUAUGCUUUCGUCACAAUUCAUGGGUUUUGGAUUUGCUGGAAUUGUCAGAAAAUUCGUUAUUUAUCCAGAAAAAUGCAUUUGGCCUACAGCUUUCCCAACAUUGGCCUUAAAUUCAGCUCUUUUAAAGGGCGAAAAGCAUACAGAAAACAUUAAUGGUUGGAGAAUUACAAGAUAUCACUUUUUCUUGGUUUGCUUCAUUGGAAUGUUCCUCUACUUUUGGAUUCCAAAUUAUCUCUUCCAAGCUUUGUCCACGUUUGACUGGCUUGCAUGGAUAAAGCCACAGAAUUUCAACCUAGCUGUUGUCACUGGCUCUCAGUAUGGCCUUGGACUGAACCCUAUUCCUACUUUCGAUUGGAAUAUUAUUGACUAUAACUAUGCCAUUACGAUUCCAUUCUUUUCUCAGUUGAAUCAAUACAUAGGUUCAUUUAUUGGCUUUUUUGCAAUCAUAGGUAUUUUCUACUCUAACUACAAGUGGUCCGGAUACUUGCCUUUGAAUGACAAUAAUAUCUACACGAACACAGGUGAAUUAUAUGAAGUUACCGAGAUUCUUAAUAAGAAUAGUCAAUUAGUUGAAUCUAAAUAUCAAAAAUAUUCACCUCCCUUUUACACCGCCGGUAAUCUUCUUAUUUACGGUGCAUACUUUGCUUUAUAUCCAUUCUCAUUCUGCUAUACAGUCAUAACCGAAUGGUCCACCAUCAAGAAUAGCUUCAAGGUUUUCUAUCACCAGUUGAGACACCUGAAACUUUGGAAAUCAAAUUAUGAUGGCUUUGAUGAUCCUCAAACAAGAAUGAUGAAGAAGUACAAGGAAGUUCCUGACUGGUAUUUUCUUGUUAUAUUGGUGAUCUGUAUUGUUCUAGGAAUAUUGGCUGUUAAGCUUUAUCCGGCUCAGACCCCUGUUUGGGGUAUUUCCUUAUUUUGGUGUUGA